Euleptes europaea (tarantolino) is the source of this 1514-nucleotide messenger RNA. It is a transcript of the gene LANCL2, whose product is annotated as LanC like glutathione S-transferase 2. The transcript is spliced from 10 exons. Lineage: Eukaryota; Metazoa; Chordata; Lepidosauria; Squamata; Sphaerodactylidae. Gene Ontology annotation, cellular component: plasma membrane. Gene Ontology annotation, biological process: peptide modification; carbohydrate metabolic process. Bases 1 to 1512 code for a protein of 503 amino acids. The record is from RefSeq and is a predicted model, not a curated record.
AUGGGCGAGGGCCUGUCCAAAAGGCUGAAGCUGCAGCUGGGGGGCGAGGCGGAGAUGGAGGAGCGGGCCUUCCACAACCCCUACCCGGACUACCCAGGCCACGGGGCCGGGCCUGCGGCCGGGGCCGCCGACGCUUCCCCCAGCGGCUCGGAGGGCGAGCGGGGCAGCCCGUCCACGCCCCAGGGGGGCGAGCCCCUGCCCUUCGGGGGCGACGGGAAGCACGGCACAAAAGAGACCAGCCGUGAAUUCCUUGUAAAACACGGCAUGAUCAUCUUCUCCAGGACAAAGGCUUGCCAGAGGCUAGGGGCCCUGUUCCCUGGCGAGCAAACAUUGGGAAGCCUGAUCGGCUUUUACUUUGAAAAAAAGGUCACUGCGAAAAUGCAGGAUUUGUUGCAGCAAAUGGAAGAAGGGCUGAAGACGGCAGACCCCCAUGACUGCUCCACCUACACCGGCUGGACAGGGAUUGCUCUCCUGUACCUUCAGCUGUAUCGUGUGACGGGUGAGCAAACUAAUCUCCAGCGAUCCUUGGAUUACGUGAAGAGGACCCUACGCAAUCUGAACGGUAGAAGGGUCACUUUCCUCUGUGGUGACGCUGGACCCUUGGCGGUGGGAGCAGUGGUGUACCACAAGCUCAACAUAGAGAGUGAAUCCAAGGAGUGUGUGACAAAGCUCUUGCAACUCCAGAGAAUAGUCCUCAGCACGGAUUCUGACCUUCCGGAUGAGCUGCUUUACGGAAAAGCCGGUUACUUGUAUGCCUUGCUUUAUUUGAAUACUGAAAUCGGCCCCGACACUGUGCCCCAAUCAGUUAUCCAAGAGGUAGUGGAUUCCAUCAUUGCAUCAGGUAAAAAACUUUCCCUGGAGGAACGGAAGGCUGAACGCUGCCCAUUGUUGUACCAGUGGCACAAGAAGCAGUACGUUGGUGCAGCGCACGGUGUGGCGGGGAUCUAUUACAUGUUAAUGCAGCCGGCUUCCUACGUGGAUCAGGAGACUCUGAUGGAGCUGGUGAAGCCGAGCAUCGACUACGUGCGCCACAAAAAAUUCCGGUCGGGGAACUACCCGUCAUCCUUAAGCAACGAGACGGACAGGCUGGUGCACUGGUGUCACGGGGCCCCAGGAGUCAUCCACAUGCUCAUGCGAGCCUAUAAGGUUUUCAAAGAGGACAAGUAUUUGAAAGAUGCCAUGGAAUGCAGCGAUCUCAUUUGGCAGCGAGGGUUGCUGCGGAAAGGAUACGGACUCUGCCAUGGGACGGCGGGAAACGGCUACUCCUUCUUAUCCCUCUAUCGCCUCACCCAGGAUAAAAAGUACCUCUAUCGAGCUUGCAAGUUCGCAGAGUGGUGUCUAGAGUACGGGGCACACGGAUGCCGGAUUCCGGACCGACCCUACUCACUAUUUGAAGGUAUGGCUGGAGCCGUCCACUUCCUCUCUGACAUAUUAACCCCCGAGAAGUCCCGCUUCCCAGCAUUUGAACUCGGCCCUCAAAAGAAAGGGAACAAUGAGGAGCACAACAGCUAAAC